AUGGCAAACAGCAAGAAGGUGCAACAGGACAUUGAUCGUCUGCUGCGGCGCACACAAGACGGUAUUGAGGGUUACGAGGAGCUCUACAACAAGUUUCUCAAGGCCGCUACGCAAACGCAGAAGGAACGACUUGAGGGUGAUCUCAAGAAGGAGAUCAAGAAACUGCAGCGAUUUCGUGACGGGAUAAAGGCU
Trypanosoma cruzi is the source of this 192-nucleotide messenger RNA. RefSeq lists its product as uncharacterized. The transcript has a single exon. The annotation marks the transcript as partial. Gene Ontology annotation, biological process: regulation of DNA-templated transcription. NCBI's taxonomy places the organism in Eukaryota, Euglenozoa, Kinetoplastea, Trypanosomatida, Trypanosomatidae. The record is from RefSeq and is a predicted model, not a curated record. Gene Ontology annotation, cellular component: nucleus.